This is a messenger RNA of Limulus polyphemus (Atlantic horseshoe crab), 4832 nucleotides long. RefSeq names its product protein spire homolog 1-like. The record is from RefSeq and is a predicted model, not a curated record. Gene Ontology annotation, cellular component: cell cortex; cytoplasmic vesicle membrane. Gene Ontology annotation, molecular function: actin binding. Bases 1 to 2331 code for a protein of 776 amino acids. NCBI's taxonomy places the organism in Eukaryota, Metazoa, Arthropoda, Merostomata, Xiphosura, Limulidae. The transcript is spliced from 14 exons. Gene Ontology annotation, biological process: establishment of meiotic spindle localization; polar body extrusion after meiotic divisions; intracellular transport.
AUGGCGGAGGGGAGACGUACGACUCCCCGAUGCGAAUUAGACAAAUAUGGCUGUGUAAGGUUAUCGUCUAUUUUACAGUCUUUCAAUGCUCCAAUUAACGAAGAACAUGCUUGGGCAAUAUGUUAUCAGACAGCAAAAUGUUUUUUAAGAGAAUGGGAAAAUUCUGUAUCGAAUGUGUACUGCCUUACUGACACUUCUCAAAUUCGAAUACAGAAGGAUGGAACGAUUCACAGUUCGUCUGUUCGAACGCACCGUUCUGAUGUAAGGAGAAGACCACCUGCCACAAGCGUAUAUAAGAUUGUGGCCUCACUAGGACUUGUCAUUUUCCGCGCAUUAGAUUACGGCCUAUGUGAAGAUGAGGAGCGAAAUCUGAGUCAGAAUCUAGAAAUCUUAAUCGACCGAAUGACUUCGGCAGAUCCUGAUGACGCUUCAAAUGCUGACGACAGCGAUAGCUCUGGCGACGACGCUAAAUCCCAAAAUGCAGACGAAGGGAUUGAAAAGGAUUCUGGAGAAUAUGAUUCUUUGGAGACGGAUGACGAAAACAACGGUAAAAAGAGGAACGGGCUCACGCUACAGAAGGUUAUUGAGAUGUGUGCCUCUCACCUUCCGUGCCCAGCCCAAGCCGACACUCACUAUAAGGCAGUGUGUCGGGCACUUGUCGCUGAAGCAUUGGAACUCUCCAGCUUCUUGGAAAAGGUAUCGAAAGGAACUAAGGCCAUGUUAUGGAUACAGGUCAUCAAAGAAUUAAGACAAGGAGUUAAACUGAAGAAAGUGGAUUUUGAUUCACAUCCUCAACAUUCCAUUGAAUACGAAUUAACUCCGUACGAAAUGUUAUUAGACGAUAUCCGCUCCCGACGUUACAAACUCAAUAAAGUAAUGGUGAACGGAGAUAUUCCACCUCGAGUCAAGAAAGAUGCCCACGCUUUAAUCUUGGAGUUCAUUCGUUCCCGCCCUCCUCUAGUCCCAGUAUCUGAAAGGAAACUGCCACCUCCGCCACAAAGACAACCAUCUCUUUAUGAAAAGUUGAUGGCGGCCAUUAAGCAACAACCAAAACUGAAACCAACAACAAUGAGAAGUUCUUCAGUUGAAACUUCCAGAACGAAGCUUUGCAGUGACGACUUCACCCCUAAACCUCGCCGGAAAGUGAUUAAACCGGAUUUAAAUCUGCGGCUUUCUUCCAGUUUUGAUGAGGAUGAUGGUGAUGAAGAUUUUCCUCCAAGUCCAGCAGAAGAACAGCCUCAGUCACUUCCAGUAAAUGUUUCCCAACCCCCAAAACAAAGAUCUCCAUGGCAGACAAUGGCCCUAGAUUUGGCAAAAUACAGCACAAGCUUCAUAUCUGAACGAAGACACAGUAUUUCAGUGUGUGAGUCUCCCACUGAUCAGUUCCCAAACCAAUUGAAAGGUCGAUCUCCUCUUCAGAGGAGCAACACACUGGCUAAUGGUCAAAAUGACAGUGGUAGUGGCAAAGCGUGUUCAGAUUCUGUCAAUGCCAUUGCGGAGUACUGGAAAGCUUCUCAAUGGGGUAAGGCACUUGAGUGCCUGUCUCUUACACUAGAAGAAGUGGUACACAUUCGAAAUGUUCUAACAAAAGCUGAGUUAGAAUCCUUGUUGGUUAACAAAGAACUACAUGAUGACUUAGAAAAAGGAAAGAUUUGCUUUGCGUGUAAGAAGACAAAGUUCUCAUUCUUUGGUUCCUGGGGAGUCAAGUGUAAAUUGUGUGAGAGACUUGUUUGUGAGAAAUGUUCAAGUAAGAUGCGUAUUCCAGUUGAGCACUUUGCUAACAUUCCUGUGUACAUGCUUAGUCCGACACCAAGUCCUCCACCUGAAGAAGAAUCAUCACGAAAAUCUUUUUGGAAGUUGCCAGAAGCUUUUAAUUUCACUAGCUUAACAAGUGGUUCGGCUCCUGCAUCUCCAAACCUGAGCACCAGAAACAAAAAUGUUCAACAGGCAACUUCAAGGCCUUUUUCUGCAGGAUCUCAGCGGAGACUCCACCAUUCUGAAUCAAUUCAUGUUCUCUGUGCUGAUGCGGAGAGGAAACGAAGAGGAGUGAAUGUCAAAAGAGCACCACUUACACGUUCAAGAACAAUUACUCAAAAACCAGAAUCUCCAACAGAAGAGAAAAUUCGAGGGCAGCUUAUGAGAGUUUGUCGAGGCUGUAAAGGUAUGGUGUGUCACAUCAUUCUAGCUAGCCGUAACACUGUCACAACCACACAUAAAAAAGGAAGAACCACGGACAGUAAGCCACAACACAGUAAUGCCAUCUCGUGCACCAUUGCAUGUCUUUCACCUGUUGAAGCAAGCCCUCCAAGUUCUCCAGAAGGACAUGUGUAACAAAUUUUUGAUACAGUCCUCUCUAAAGUUUGUUAAAAAAGGACCUUGAUGAUAAUAUUAAUUGCAAAAGCAAACCAAAUGUAAUUAUAGUAUGUGUGUGUAUGUACAAAUAAUGUGUCAUAAAUUUAGUUGUCAGAAUUACACAUUUUUGGCUUUAGGAAUUAAAUAUCAGGUUACCCUCCAACUAGAGAUUUACUAAGAAAAGCAAAAUAUAUAUGACUACCGAUGAAAAGAAUGUAUUAAAUCAAUCAUACAGUUUUCAAAAGCACAAUGUCAUCCAACCCUUCUUGACAUUGUUCAUUUAUGAAAAAAAUCACAAAUGUUUUCCUUUUUAAAAUCAUGUAUUAAUACUUACUUCUAUAUAAAACAACAAUACAUGCAACAUUCAGAUAGAACAUCAAUACAUGACAGAGUUACGAGGAUAGGUCACAUUCUUUAAUAUUUACAAGAAUUUUGCCUUGAGACCAUGCUAUGUAAAUACUUUCAGAAUAAUUUGUUUUACGCUUGAGUAUGUAUAUUGAGUUUUUUAUAAGCAUGUUGUAGUUUUGUCACCAAACUGAUUUAUGUGUACAUGUUUAUGACUAAUACUCCGUUGAAGUUUGUUACCAGAUCAAUGAAAAAAACCAUUGAACACAUUAAAAUGCUGUGUGUGAUUACUCAUCAUUGGUAACUUAAAAAUACAUGUAAAAAUAAUGUCAAGAAACAAAGUAUUUAACCAUUAUGAUAAUUAAGUAAAUUGUGAUGGGUGUCAACCUGGAAAUUUUGGAGACAGCUGGUUACCUGUUUUAUGUAUGUGGUAAAUGUAUAAAUGUAUUUGAUAUGUGUCUGAAAUUUGGCAUAAAAAUUCAAGUAUAUAACAUAUUAGUAAGUAGUCAGUAAUGUAAAGGAUUAUGUAAUAAUUGGUUGUAAAAGAAAUAACUGAGAAUACUUUUCUGGUUGUUUGCUUUUUAAGGUUUAUAACUUGAUUUGUUUAAAUGUAAAAUAAUACUUUUACCAAGUCUAACUAAGAUUAUUAUAUUUGUUACUUUGUACAAAGUAUUCACACCCAUUGAAACUAUUUUAUACUCUUAAACCUGAACCUGGUCACAUGUAAAGAGAAUUAUUUCUGAAAUGUAUAACAGAAAUGAGUACAUUGUCUAUUUAAUAUUCAUUGUUGAUUCCAGUGAUUUCACAGUAUUUGCAAGUUUACUCAUAAACUUGUAACUUUUGCUCUAACCAGAAAUUGCGUAUGCGAUAAUUAAGCAUUAUUUGUAAUUUUCUAUACUACAAAUAGUAUUUUUUUUAUUUUACAGAAAGACUUAUGAUAAAAGCUUACAAAUUCUGGUAAUUUUAAUGUAAGAAAAAAGGUUUUGACAUUGGCUUUUUGUGAGAGAGAAAAAAUAAAAUUUUGAACUGAAAAUUGAUCUUUAAUUUAAUUAUGACACUCCAGGUUAAGAGAAAAGAAAGAUUUGGGUAGCUUUAGUUGCUGUUUUCUGAGAUAUCAAUCUGAACUAGAAGUUUAAUAUGGUCAACUAUGCAUUAGUUACAAUUGUUACAAUAUUUUUUUAGCAAAAUGAUAAGAGUUUCUCAAAUGGUAAACAUCUCUCCUUAAAUUAUAGUGAUGAAAAUAUUUGGUUAAAUUAUAUUUUUGGAAAUUAACCCCUAACUUGUGAAAGCUUGUGCAAUGUCAUAUUGUUACACCUUUUUAUCAGGAUUUUUUAUUUUUAUCCUUCAUUAUCUGUGCAUUAAAGCAAAUGUGCAUAGCAAUUAUUGCUUAAACAUAUAAUCAUUUCUAAAUUUUUAAAACUUAAUGAAUGUUUCUUAUUCUGUAUGCACAAGACAGAGAGAAAUAUAUGUAUAUAUGUUUUCAUGCAAGAGCCAGACGAAAAUACAUAGGUCUUAUAGAGUUAGUUGUACAAUUAGAUUCAAAGCCUCUCUCUCAGAAGCAAUGCUGACACAAAUGUUGACUACAUUCCCAGUUUCAUUAGAGUUACAAGCAUCAACUAGGCACAAGUAACUUACAAAACCUCGAAAUCAACUGCAAGUUAGUUGUAUUGAGUUCCUAAAUGCAUUUCAGUUAUGUUAUAGUACUUAGAAAGGCCAAUUAGAUUAGAAAACAAUGAUUUGGCAUGUUAUUUUCAAAGGUAUUUGGCAAGCUUAUCAAUGAAAGGUUAUACAUUGCUUUGGGAAAACAUUGUUUUCAAUGAAGUCACACAUUAGGAGGUAUUUUGUUUUGCAUGAACUUUUAAAAUUACUUUAGGACAUAAGCAUAUGAAUGAUAUGAGCUGGCUUCAAGAAUUUUUAAAAAUAUAUUUAUUUAUAUUUUUAGUUUAGUUUAGAGGAUGAGACAACCGAGAUGGACCAUUAGGUCCUUUGUUUUCCCAAAACAUUAUGUUGUGUUAAAGGUUUUAAUAAACUGAAAACUUUUUUCUGAAUUUUAUCUAGUUCCAUAAACAUAAGGUGGUAUAUAUAUUAAUUUCCUGCAGUAGUAUGAAAGAUAUUAUUAAAGGAUUUUUAAUUUC